Penicillium alfredii is the source of this 258-nucleotide messenger RNA. Its product is annotated as 4F5 domain protein. The transcript has 2 exons. Bases 1 to 258 code for a protein of 85 amino acids. The record is from RefSeq and is a predicted model, not a curated record. NCBI's taxonomy places the organism in Eukaryota, Fungi, Ascomycota, Eurotiomycetes, Eurotiales, Aspergillaceae.
AUGACCCGAGGAAACCAGCGGGACAACGACCGGGCUAAGGCCCAGAAGAAGGCCCAGGCGCAGGUUUGUCUUCAUCCCCCAGAUAGAUCCACGAUCCCAAUGACCCAACGACUGACAAUCUCGCGACAGAAAGGGAAGAACACCAUGAGCGGAUCGCAGUUCCAAAAGUCCAAGGAAGACGCGGCGGCCAUCAUGCGCGAGAAGCAGAAGAAGGCCGACGAGAAAAAGGCCGCAGAAGCAGGAGGCAAAAAGAAAUGA